AUGACGCUCAACAACUUGUCUGAACAGCUUCCUUGGCUCUUGCGGAACCCAAACUCGACUCGUCCUGCGGGAUUCCCGACCUCACUGUCCUCCGCCUCGUCGGCUGCGGCGUCGUCUCUGGCGCGGCCCGCCGGGGCGUCUUCUACGGCCGUGUCGACCACCACGCCGAUAGUCCACUCGCCCACUACAGCUGCCUUGAUAUCAACGUUCCGGAAAGAGCCUGCUUUGUCCAACAACAGCCACAACAGCAGCAAUACGACCGCCGUAGCAGCUACGCCGCGCACCUCGAAUGCGACCGGCUCAUUAACGCCUGCUCUCACUGGCACCACGCUCUACCCGUCCAUGCGUUCGACACUGAUCGCCAACUCCGAUCAGGAGACUGCAGCAGCCGCAGCAGCCGCAGCAGCCACCAUUGACCACCACUGUCCCGCCUCGUCGCCCACCACGCCAUACGCCUCGACAAAUCGUACUACCACCCUCACGCAACAAGACGCAGCUACGCGUCCACCGGGCACGGCCAACGCUCCGAGUCGGGCGACACCAGCUGUACCCUCGUCGCACACCAGGUGGUCCAAGACUCCCAUUGCUCCGUCUCCGUACGCGCUCGACUUUGGCUCUGACCUUGACCCUGACGACUUCGAUUCCAUUGUCGACCUGACCACGGACGACAACACGCCAUCAUCUUCGUCCCCUCAUGCUGCACCGCGCGAAGAUGUCCCGUUAUGGCGGGAAGAUUAUGCUUCGAGGCCGGAGCCACGCUCAAUUGCAAAACGUGGCAAGAAACGCAAGAGCGCUGACGUGAACGGGCCGCCUGAGAAGGCCACGCCGACGGCAAAACGAAAGGCACGUGUGGAGGAGCGGCAACGAAGCAGGGCAGUCGAAGACGAGUACGAGGACGACGACUCUGGCAGCAUAGGUGAUUUCCCAGAUGUGAACGACCUCGUUAGCAUGGUGUCGUCAUCACCCAUUCGGAACCGCCAAACACCGGCCAAAGCACCGGGUAGGACGCCGGCGAAAACACCUGCAAAAUCAGUAGCGCCGACAAAGACACCGAGAAGAUCACCGGUGCCGCCCGUUGAGGAAAGCCUGCUGCCCUUACAAACGUCCGUUACGCCGCAGAAGAAGCAGAAACGCGAUUCUACACGCAGCGACAUUGUCAUGGACUCGGAAGACGAAUUCGUGACACCGCCCACUCGAAACGCGUCGUUUGUGACCUGUCCGAACGACUCAGUGAUGCAAGAUGGGAACGGCGACGAGAUUGACGAGGAGGAUGACAACAAUGGUCCCCCAUCACCACACUCACCUACCCUCCGAACCGCACAACGCAUGGCCGACACGCCUCACAAAAACCCAUCUUUGGACCGUGGAACAAAAACGCCUUCGAGGUCGAGAGCUCUUGUGGCUGAGACGGAGCCCGAACCCGAAGCGGGAGAGGAAGAUGCUCCAAUGGAUAGCAUUGUGCACACCCAGCAACCUCCUGUUCUGGCAACAGCACCGGCUCCACAGUCGGAACCGGAACCUGCUCUCGAGCAGUCUGGCCAAGACACCGACGAAGGUAUGGCAGCAACGCAGCGACCGGGUGUCUUGGCCUACUGGCCAGCUUUGCGUUAUAAGCAGCAUGGUCUAGAGAAAAGACUCCGCCUUAAUACAAUGGAGUACACCAAAGCCCUUCGCGAGAAGUGGUCACCAGAACAGCGCAUGAAGAUCAAGGGAGACAAGGAACCUCUCUUGAAGGAGAAGCAGGCGCUCGACAAUCUUGUCAAUGAGUUCAGGUCGUAUGCGACCUUGUACAACGACCAAGAGGCCUUGCUCCACACCAUCACCGAAGCCUAUCAAAGCCACCAAGACACCGAAGAGGAAGAGGCCCGUCUCGACCAACUGACGGCCGAGCUUCAAGACUGCGAAGAAACACUCCGGGGACGACUAUCUGCUGCCUCGAUCGACCCGUCAAGCUGCCCAGCUGACUUUGCAGCCGGCAGCCCGAACGAUCGAGUGGUCGUGCCAGCAACCCAGCACCCAGAGGGUUACGUGGCCCCAAAUAUGUCUCGGAACAAUGCAACGACACCUGUGACGCCCUCGCAAGUUGUUCUGCAGACCCAGAUGCCGCCGCCGCGACAGCCACUACAUCAGCAACCGCGCCAAACCCGUGACGUCGAAAUCUUCCGCCCUCCGCCGCCACCUCCCAUGUCUCGACAACCACCCAACCAAAAUAUGCCUGACUCCUUUGAUGACGACGAUUUGUUCAACGGCGUGGAAAACCUACCGCCGAUGCUCACCUCAAACUACAACACAGGUCCCUCUCGACCGCAGCAAGGUCGAGGCCCUGACUUGUUUAGUGAUUUUAGCGACGAUGUGGAGAUGCUCCAGGUGGCCGAACAUUUUGAGAUGCAGCACUCGUCCAGUGCUGAGACGACCUCAAGACGACCAACGCCCGCUCGCCAAACACUGGCACCGACGUCUGGCAAUGCGGGCCCACCUCCCAGAGAACUCUCUCGAGGCGCAAAGAAGUCAGCCGCUCUUAUUCCUCGGGCGAGUCAAAAAGCUUCCAUGCCUCCCGAGUUGAUGCGCUUUGGCUGGUCCGAAGAUGUCCGGCGGGCCCUCAAAGACCGCUUCCGCAUGUCUGGUUUCCGCCACAACCAGCUCGAGGCCAUCAAUGCCACCCUGUCCGGCAAGGAUGCAUUCGUCCUCAUGCCCACAGGAGGCGGCAAGUCUCUUUGCUACCAGCUGCCCGCGGUCGUUGGCAGUGGCAAGACGCGCGGUGUCACGAUUGUGAUCAGUCCCCUGCUGAGUUUGAUGCAAGAUCAGGUCGACCACUUGGCCAACCUCAACAUUGCGGCCAACUCGUUUAACGGCAGCAUGCCAGCGCCCGCACGCCAAUUUAUCAUGGACCUGUUCCACAAGGAGAACCCUGAGCACUAUUUGCAGCUCCUUUAUGUGACGCCCGAGAUGGUCAACAACAACCAGCGGUUCAUCAACUGCCUGGGUACACUGUACCGGAACAAGAAGCUUGCACGCAUUGUCAUUGACGAGGCGCAUUGUGUGAGCCAAUGGGGCCACGACUUCCGACCCGACUACAAGGCCCUGGGCCGCGUCCGACGCCAGUUCCCCGAGGUGCCCGUUAUGGCUCUGACGGCAACGGCAACGCCCAACGUCAUUGUCGACAUCCAGCACAACCUGAGCAUUGGCAACUGCCAGGUCUUUUCGCAGAGUUUCAACCGGCCCAAUCUCUACUACGAGGUCCGCGUCAAAGGUUCGGGCUGCAUCGACAACAUGGCCGAGAUGAUCAGGACCGACUACAACGGCCAGACGGGCAUCGUGUACACGCUUUCGCAAAAGUCUACGGAGAGCAUUGCCAAGAAACUCUGCGACAAAUAUGGCAUCUCGGCCCACCAUUACCACGCCGGCAUGCCCGCCGAAGACAAGGUCCGCAUCCAGCGCGACUGGCAGCGGGGCGUCAUCAAAGUUGUCGUGGCCACCAUCGCGUUUGGUAUGGGCAUCGACAAGCCAGACGUGCGCUUUGUGGUUCACUACUACCUCCCCAAGAGCCUCGAAGGUUACUACCAGGAGACGGGUCGUGCCGGCCGUGACGGUCAGCAGUCGAAUUGCUACCUGUACUUUGGCUACGGUGACAUCAAGAACCUGCGCAAGUUUAUCACCGACUCGGACGGUAGUGAGGAGCAGAAGCAGCGCCAGCGGGAGAUGCUGAACCGCAUGGUCGACUUUUGCGAGAACCAGCGUGACUGCCGCCGCACUGAAAUUCUGCGCUACUUUGGCGAGAGCUUCGAUCCGGCCGAGUGCAAGAAGACGUGCGACAACUGCAAGAGCGACAGCAAGUUCAAUCUCACCGACUUCACCAAGUAUGCCGUGGCGGCGCUGCGUAUCGUUGAGGCCUUCAAGCUUGCCACCCUGGUCCAAUGCGCCGAGGCUCUCAUGGGCAGCAAGAGACUGCCAGAAGACCAUCAAGAGCGGUUGGGGGAUAUCUAUGGCAUUGCCAAGCACCUGAAGAAGCAGGAUGUUCACAUGAUGAUCUACCGGCUUCUCGCCGAGAACGCUCUGCGGGAAGUGAACAAAGUCAAUCGGAUGGAUUUGGCCAUUCAGUAUUUUGAACUUGGUUCUUGUGCGGACGAUUUCUUCCAUGGCAGGAAGAAGCUUCAGGUCGUAAUUAAGGUUAACGACAUUGCGGCCGCCGUGACAGCAAAAACGAAGACAAAGAAGGCCGCCGCCAAGGCCGACGACAGUGCGACGACGAAGGCAACUAAGAGAACAAAAGCAACCGCGAAGAGCAAGGCAGUAGCUGGCUCGUCAACGGCCGGAGCAGCUGCCAAAAAGAAGCGCAAGACGCCGGCGGCCGUUCUCGACGAAGCCGGUGUUGAGGACGAUGAGAACGACGGUGAUACCGAUUUUGAAAGUUUUGAUGGCCCUGUGCACCGAAAUGGCUACGCCCGGGACAACUUCGUGGUUUCGGAUAAUGAGGAAGACGUCAUCAUUGACGAAAACGAUGACGACGACGCCGCUUUCGAGGCACUGCCGCCAAGACGGCUAGUCGCAACAUCAAAGGCGCGCCAGGUGCAGCAGCUCCAGCAAUACGCGUAUCAGGACACCGGCCAGAGCCGGCCGGUAAGAAAGAGCCAAACAACCCAGCGGCAACGGCGUCUUGAGGAGCUGGGCGGGCCUAUUGCGCGCGACUCCCGACUGACAGAGGCAAACAUUGACCCGAUCCAUGCCGACAUCAUCGCCCACUUUGCCGACGAAGCCCGGCGGCUUGAAGAGAAGAUUCGCAACGAAAAGGGUCUGCGCAUUCUCUUUACGGAGCGGCAACUGCGUGAAAUGGCCAUUUGUUGGACCGACACCCUGGACAAGAUGCGGCGCAUCCCGGACAUUGAUCCGGACCACGUGCGUCGGUACGGCAACAAGUUUUUGCCUUUGAUCAAGCGAAACUACUCCAUGUACCAGGAGAUGAUGGGCGCGGGUGCCGAGGAGGAAGGCGAUGUGGAAGACGAUGGUGCCGGCUACGACAGCCCUGUCCUGGGUCCUGUGACUGCAGCACGACGAGGUGGCGGCGGAGCGCCUUCCAAGGCGCCCUCGCAAGCCGACCUCGAUGCCGUUGUCGAUCUGAUCAGCUCUGAUGAAAGCGAUGACGAUGACGACCCUGGUGCUGGCGGCAACGACAAUGGGUAUGGAGGCGGCGGCAUCAUUUCGACAUCAUCGCAUGCAGCCGAUACGUGGCGCUCCCAACUCGAAGCACUACAGAGCCAGCCACCCACCAAGGGAAGCCGAGGCGAAGGCCGGAGCGGCGGUGGCUCGCGCAAAUUCAGCAAGGGCGGACGCAAGACAUUUAUGCGCCGUGGCGGCAGCCGCAGUGGCAGUGGCAGCUACUCUCGCGGCAGCCGAGCGGCCAGCGGCGGCGGUGGUGCCAACGGCGGCGGCGUGCUGAAGCGCAAGUCAGCAGCAUCGUCGGGCGGUGCAAGCAGCAGUCGAGGAAGUGGUGGGAGUGGAAUAGGGAUGAUGCCGUUGUGA
Molecule: messenger RNA, 5517 nt
Organism: Sporothrix brasiliensis 5110
Lineage: Eukaryota; Fungi; Ascomycota; Sordariomycetes; Ophiostomatales; Ophiostomataceae
Product: DNA/RNA helicase
Exons: 3
Coding region: 1-5517 (1838 amino acids)
Biological process (GO): double-strand break repair via homologous recombination; DNA replication
Cellular component (GO): chromosome; nucleus; RecQ family helicase-topoisomerase III complex
Molecular function (GO): four-way junction helicase activity; 3'-5' DNA helicase activity; nucleic acid binding
Source: RefSeq, a predicted model, not a curated record